GCCGUGGGCAGGGCGGGGAGCGCGGGGACCUUGUGCGCUUGACGAGCGGGCGGCGGCAGGUUCACGGGUCCCUCGUCCCGGCCGCCCGCUAGUGGCUGGGCGGCGGCAGGGUCAGCCCCGCGGCGCCGAGACUGUACAUGCAAUUUGGCUUGGGGAACAGAACGCGCCAUGGGACAACCUCAAAGAUAUCUCUCCAGACGGGGUCUCUUACUUGAGUGACGUGUCUGCUCUCGUGACUGUCUUUGUACCCAAAGGAUUUAUUUUCCUUUUGGAAAUAUUUUAAGUUGAAAUCUUGUUCCUUACUGGAAACUGUCUACACGAAAGACUGCACACAUCAUGGGUGAUAUGGCAAACAACUCGGUUGCAUAUAGUGGUGUAAAAAAUGCUGUAAAAGAAGCUAAUCAUGGAGAUUUUGGAGUUACUCUUGCAGAGCUCCGCGCUCUUAUGGAACUUAGAGCUACAGAUGCACUGCAUAAAAUACAGGAAUGCUAUGGAGAUGUACAUGGCAUCUGUACAAAAUUGAAAACUUCACCAAAUGAAGGUUUAAGUGGAAAUCCAGCAGAUAUAGAAAGGAGAGAAGCAGUUUUUGGGAAGAACUUUAUACCUCCUAAAAAGCCAAAAACAUUUCUUCAGUUAGUAUGGGAAGCACUACAGGAUGUUACACUAAUUAUAUUAGAAAUUGCAGCCGUAGUAUCCUUGGGCCUUUCUUUUUACCAGCCUCCGGGAGGAAAUGAAUCAUUAUGUGGAUCAGUAAAUAUUGGUGAAGAAGAGGAGGAAUCUGAAGCAGGUUGGAUUGAAGGAGCAGCAAUCCUCCUGUCUGUAGUUUGUGUGGUAUUAGUAACAGCUUUCAAUGACUGGAGUAAAGAGAAACAGUUUCGGGGAUUGCAGAGCCGUAUUGAACAGGAACAGAAAUUCACAGUCAUCAGAGGUGGCCAAGUCAUCCAAAUACCAGUAGCUGACAUAAUUGUUGGAGAUAUUGCUCAAGUGAAAUACGGUGAUCUUUUACCGGCUGAUGGUGUACUCAUUCAAGGAAAUGACCUCAAAAUUGAUGAAAGCUCACUGACUGGAGAAUCUGAUCAUGUUAAGAAGUCUCUGGACAGAGAUCCUAUGCUGCUGUCAGGUACACAUGUGAUGGAAGGCUCUGGAAGAAUGGUAGUUACUGCUGUAGGUGUGAACUCUCAGACUGGAAUCAUCUUUACCUUACUUGGAGCUGGAGGGGAUGAAGAGGAGAAGGAGAAGGAAAAAGAGAAGAAGGACAAGAAAAGUAAAAAGCAAGAUGGAGCUGUUGAAAACCGUAACAAAGCUAAAGCUCAGGAUGGUGCAGCCAUGGAAAUGCAACCACUGAAGAGUGAGGAUGGUGGGGAUGGAGAUGAGAAAGACAAGAAGAGAGCAAAUUUGCCAAAGAAGGAGAAGUCAGUUCUUCAAGGCAAACUUACAAAGCUCGCAGUUCAGAUUGGCAAAGCAGGUUUGUUGAUGUCUGCAAUCACAGUCAUUAUCCUUGUGUUAUAUUUUGUAAUUGAUACCUUCUGGGUUCAGAAGAGACCUUGGCUUGCUGAAUGUACACCAAUUUAUAUUCAGUAUUUUGUGAAGUUCUUCAUUAUUGGAGUUACAGUCUUGGUGGUGGCAGUACCAGAAGGUCUUCCACUUGCAGUGACUAUAUCUCUGGCUUACUCUGUUAAGAAAAUGAUGAAAGAUAAUAACUUGGUGAGACAUCUGGACGCAUGUGAAACAAUGGGCAAUGCAACAGCUAUUUGCUCAGAUAAAACGGGAACAUUGACCAUGAACAGAAUGACAGUGGUCCAAGCCUACAUCAAUGAAAAACAUUAUAAAAAAAUUCCAGAACCAGAAGCUAUUCCAGAGAAAACUAUGGCUUACCUUGUGACAGGAAUUUCAGUUAAUUGUGCUUAUACUUCCAAAAUAUUGCCUCCUGAAAAAGAAGGUGGCCUACCACGUCAUGUUGGAAAUAAAACUGAAUGUGCCUUGCUGGGAUUGCUUUUGGAUUUAAAACGUGAUUAUCAGGAUGUAAGAAAUGAGAUACCAGAAGAAGAUUUGUACAAAGUGUACACCUUCAACUCUGUUAGAAAAUCUAUGAGUACUGUGUUAAAGAACUCUGAUGGUAGUUUCCGGAUAUUCAGUAAAGGUGCCUCCGAGAUAGUUCUUAAAAAGUGCUUCAAAAUACUGAGUGCUAAUGGAGAACCAAAAGUAUUUAGACCUAGGGACCGUGAUGAUAUUGUGAAAACUGUAAUUGAGCCAAUGGCUUCUGAAGGGCUCAGAACCAUCUGCCUGGCAUUCAGAGACUUCCCAGCGGGGGAACCUGAGCCAGAAUGGGACAAUGAAAAUGAUAUUGUUACUGGUCUGACGUGCAUUGCUGUUGUUGGGAUUGAAGAUCCUGUGAGACCCGAGGUACCUGAUGCAAUAAAGAAGUGUCAACGUGCAGGCAUAACUGUGCGUAUGGUCACUGGUGAUAACAUUAACACUGCUCGUGCUAUUGCGUUAAAAUGCGGUAUUCUGAAUCCUGGUGAAGAUUUCCUGUGUUUAGAAGGCAAAGACUUUAACAGGAGAAUACGCAAUGAAAAGGGAGAGAUAGAGCAAGAACGAAUAGAUAAAAUUUGGCCAAAGCUUCGUGUUCUUGCAAGAUCUUCUCCCACUGACAAACAUACUCUAGUAAAAGGUAUAAUUGACAGCACCGUCUUUGAACAGCGGCAAGUUGUAGCAGUAACUGGUGAUGGUACCAAUGAUGGUCCAGCUUUGAAGAAAGCGGAUGUUGGAUUUGCUAUGGGUAUUGCUGGAACAGACGUAGCUAAAGAAGCUUCUGAUAUUAUCCUUACAGAUGACAACUUCACAAGUAUUGUUAAAGCGGUUAUGUGGGGACGAAAUGUGUAUGACAGCAUCUCCAAAUUUCUUCAGUUCCAGCUUACUGUCAAUGUAGUAGCAGUAAUUGUUGCUUUUACAGGAGCAUGCAUAACACAAGAUUCUCCACUUAAAGCUGUGCAGAUGCUGUGGGUAAAUCUCAUAAUGGACACAUUAGCUUCUCUUGCCCUGGCAACAGAACCACCCACUGAAGCUCUCUUGUUGAGAAAGCCUUAUGGUAGAAACAAACCUUUGAUUUCUCGUACAAUGAUGAAGAACAUCUUGGGUCACGCAUUUUACCAACUCGUAGUGGUCUUCACUCUUCUGUUUGCUGGUGAGAAAAUUUUCGAUAUUGAUAGUGGAAGAAAUGCACCUCUGCAUGCUCCUCCUUCAGAACAUUAUACUAUCGUGUUUAAUACAUUUGUGAUGAUGCAGCUUUUUAAUGAAAUAAAUGCCCGAAAAAUUCAUGGUGAAAGAAACGUUUUUGAAGGAAUCUUUAACAACGCAAUCUUCUGUUCUAUUGUUCUCGGGACAUUUGUUGUACAGAUAAUUAUUGUGCAGUUUGGUGGGAAGCCUUUCAGUUGCUCAGAACUCUCAGUUGAACAGUGGCUGUGGUCCAUUUUCCUGGGCAUGGGAACACUACUCUGGGGCCAGUUGAUUUCAACAAUUCCAACCAGCCGCCUGAAAUUCCUUAAAGAAGCUGGUCAUGGAACACAAAAGGAAGAGAUUCCUGAAGAAGAACUAGCAGAAGAUGUAGAAGAGAUCGAUCAUGCUGAGAGAGAAUUACGUCGUGGUCAGAUCUUGUGGUUUAGGGGCCUAAACAGGAUACAAACUCAGAUGGGAUGGUCCUUUCUCUUGUUCUCUCUCUCUCUUGCUGAGCAAGCUGUCACAAUCUCUGAUUCCUUGCAGAUGGAUGUAGUGAAUGCUUUCCAGAGUGGAAGUACCAUUCAGGGGGCUCUAAGGCGGCAACCUUCCAUCGCCAGCCAGCACCAUGAUAUCCGAGUGGUGAAUGCAUUUCGUAGCUCCUUGUACGAGGGGCUGGAGAAACCUGAGACACGAAGUUCAAUUCACAACUUUAUGACGCAUCCUGAGUUUAGAAUAGAAGACUCCGAGCCUCAUAUUCCCCUUAUCGAUGAUACUGAUGCUGAAGAUGACGCUCCAACAAAACGCAACUCUACUCCCCCACCCUCUCCCAAUAAAAAUAACAAUGCGGUUGACAGUGGAAUUCACCUUACAACAGACAUGAACAAGUCUGCUACCUCUUCAUCCCCAGGGAGCCCACUACAUAGUUUGGAAACAUCACUCUGAUUGUAAGCUGAAUGUUAACACACUAGCUGCAUUGUAAAGAAAUUGAAACUGGGUCUCUUCACACAUUAUGAUGGACAAGAUGAUAUUCUUGUCUUGGACUUCAACAGAAGACACACUUGUACGAAUGUAGAUUUAUUUUUUUAAAACAAAAAAGCUUUCUGCCAGACUGGAGGGUGCUUUUCUGGGGGUGGGAGUAAUAAUGAACUCUGACAGAUAAACAGUAACUCGGCGUAAGUGACCUGUGGAUCAUCAGUUGUACUUACGAAUGGUCCUGAACAGUGUGUUAGCAGAGCUUUAGUUUAUCAUGAUCCUUUUCUGAGGGGAAGGCUGGGAAGGGCAAGGAGGCCCGGGAUCAUUGAAUUGAUACUUUAAUUUCUGCUGUUGGCUGUUAAUAAUUUGGAUUAUUUAUGUUUAUAAAUGAUACAGAUCUGUUUACAAGGUUUGUAGAUACUUUUUUUUGUUCCUGUUCAUAGAUGGGAAGCUUCCUUAUAAAUGAUGCAGAGAAAAAAAAGAAAAAAAACCAAACAAAAAAAACUAGUCCUUCAAAUACUGCUGUAUUUUCAGGAAAAGGGUGUUUCUAUUGAAACUGUACUAAAUUUUGCCUGCAAUUUACCUUGUUAAAUAUUGUAGAUAAAUUGCUAAUACUAAUAGCCAAAUAGAUAACACUAAUGCUUUGUAAAAACAUGAGCAGUGGUGUUCUAAUGAAGUUAUGGCCUCUGUCCUAAUUAGUUUCUUAAAUACAUUUACUACUUAAUGGUUUUGAAACAACUGUUUAAUUUUUAAAAAUUUUGAGAAACUUACUGAAUAACUUUUGUUCAGAACUUAGUAGGAUUGUUUAAUGCAGGACAUCAAUAUGUGAUGGAACUUGCUUGAAAUAUUUCUGUUAUCUCGGGCAAAAUGGAUUAAAUCAAAAUACAUCAGAAUCUUAGUCCUUUGUUUUUGUCUAAACAUGUUAGUUUAGUGCUGUCUUGGUGAACUGUGAGUGGAACUGUGAUUUUUCUUUUAUUUUUUUUCUAAUCUAUAGAAUCCUUCAUGCAGCAUGAGGGCUGUUGGCAUUUUGAAAGGUUGUUAGUGGGUAGCAUACAUGUUCUCCUUUUUGUUUUUGAAACUUGUUUGUAAACAUGAAUAAAUCUGCCCUUUUGUUAAAAUAAAA
This is a messenger RNA of Colius striatus (speckled mousebird), 5311 nucleotides long. It is a transcript of the gene ATP2B1, whose product is annotated as ATPase plasma membrane Ca2+ transporting 1. The record is from RefSeq and is a predicted model, not a curated record. Bases 337 to 4158 code for a protein of 1273 amino acids. Gene Ontology annotation, molecular function: ATP hydrolysis activity; ATP binding; P-type calcium transporter activity. Gene Ontology annotation, biological process: regulation of cytosolic calcium ion concentration; calcium ion transmembrane transport. Gene Ontology annotation, cellular component: membrane; intracellular membrane-bounded organelle. NCBI's taxonomy places the organism in Eukaryota, Metazoa, Chordata, Aves, Coliiformes, Coliidae. The transcript is spliced from 22 exons.